AUGGCCCAGCUGUACUACAAGAAGGUGAAUUUCUCCCCGUACCGAGACCGGAUCCCGCUGCAGAUCGUGCGGGCGGAGGCGGAGCUCUCGGCCGAGGAGAAGGCCUACCUCAGCGCCGUGGAGAAGGGCGACUACGCCAGCGUGGAGCACGCCCUGCGAGAGGCAGAGAUCUACUACAACAUCAACAUCAACUGCAUGGAUCCUCUCGGUCGCAGCGCCCUCUUAAUAGCCAUAGAGAACGAGAACUUGGAGAUCAUGGAGCUGCUGUUGAGCCACAGCGUGUACGUGGGGGACGCUCUGCUGUACGCGAUACGGAAGGAGGUGGUGGGAGCCGUGGAGCUGCUGCUGAACUACAGGAAGCCAAGUGGUGAAAAACAGGUUCCAACCUUGAUGAUGGACACCCAGUUUUCAGAAUUCACUCCAGAUAUCACCCCAAUCAUGCUGGCGGCUCACACCAACAACUACGAAAUCAUCAAACUGCUGGUCCAAAGACGGGUGACGAUUCCACGCCCACACCAGAUCAGGUGCAACUGUGUGGAAUGUGUCUCCAGCUCGGAGGUGGACAGCCUGAGGCAUUCCAGGUCAAGGCUGAACAUCUACAAAGCCUUAGCCAGCCCUUCGUUAAUUGCCUUAUCAAGCGAGGACCCCAUCUUGACGGCCUUCCGACUGGGCUGGGAGCUGAAGGAGCUCAGCAAAGUGGAGAACGAGUUCAAAGCUGAGUAUGAAGAGCUUUCACAGCAGUGCAAGCGUUUUGCUAAGGACCUUUUGGAUCAAGCACGGAGCUCCCGAGAACUGGAGAUCAUUCUCAACCACAGAGAUGAUCAAAGCGAAGAGCUGGAUCCCCAAAAAUGUCAUGACUUGGCAAAGCUAAAGGUAGCAAUAAAGUAUCACCAGAAAGAGUUUGUUGCUCAGCCAAACUGCCAGCAGCUGCUAGCGACGCUCUGGUACGACGGCUUCCCGGGAUGGAGGCGGAAGCACUGGGCAGUCAAACUCCUGACCUGUGUCACCAUUGGGCUGCUGUUCCCUGUGCUCUCCGUGGCCUACCUGAUUGCACCCAAGAGCAGGCUGGGACUGUUCAUUAAAAAGCCAUUUAUAAAGUUCAUCUGCCACACCGGCUCUUACCUAACCUUCCUCUUCAUGCUCCUGCUGGCGUCGCAGCACAUCGUCAGGACCGACCUUCACAUGCAGGGACCUCCUCCCACCAUCGUGGAGUGGAUGAUCCUGCCCUGGGUUCUAGGUUUCAUCUGGGGAGAAAUCAAGGAAAUGUGGGAUGGUGGAUUCAAUGAGUACGUACACGACUGGUGGAACCUGAUGGAUUUUGCAAUGAACUCCCUCUAUCUUGCAACUAUCUCCCUUAAAAUCGUUGCCUACGUCAAGUACAACGGCUCUCGCCCGCGGGAGGAAUGGGAGAUGUGGCACCCCACUCUCAUUGCAGAAGCCCUCUUUGCAAUAUCCAACAUCUUGAGUUCCUUGCGUCUCAUAUCCCUGUUUACAGCAAAUUCACACUUGGGACCCUUGCAGAUUUCUCUGGGACGCAUGCUGCUAGACAUCCUUAAAUUCCUUUUUAUCUACUGUCUGGUGCUUCUGGCUUUUGCCAACGGACUGAACCAGCUUUAUUUUUAUUACGAGACCAGUGCCUCGGAGGAGCCCAACAACUGCAAGGGGAUCCGAUGUGAGAAACAGAACAAUGCCUUCUCCACGCUUUUCGAGACCCUCCAGUCGCUCUUCUGGUCUGUGUUCGGUCUGCUGAAUCUCUACGUCACCAACGUGAAGGCCAGACACGAGUUCACAGAAUUUGUUGGGGCCACUAUGUUUGGGACCUACAACGUCAUCUCCCUGGUCGUGCUGCUGAACAUGCUCAUAGCCAUGAUGAACAACUCCUACCAGCUCAUCGCCGACCAUGCAGAUAUCGAGUGGAAGUUCGCCCGGACGAAGCUCUGGAUGAGUUACUUUGAUGAAGGUGCCACCCUGCCCCCCCCGUUUAACAUCGUCCCAAGCCCCAAGUCCGUCUGGUACCUUUGCAAGUGGAUCCACAAUCAGCUGUGUCCAGGCAACGACUCUUACAACGAACAGAAGAGGCAUGAAAACCUCAAAACAUUCACAGAACGACACGCUGACAACCUGAUUCAGAAUCAACAUUACCAGGAAGUGAUAAGGAAUCUUGUGAAGAGAUACGUGGCAGCAAUGAUAAGAACUUCCAAAACCAACGAAGGUUUAACUGAAGAAAAUUUCAAGGAACUGAAACAGGACAUCUCAAGUUUUCGCUAUGAGGUUCUUGACCUCUUAGGAAACAGGAAGCCCCAGAGGAGAAGUUAUUCUACCAGCAGCACAGAGGUGUCCCAGAAGGAUGAAGCAAAUGAAGAUGGUGCUGGAGAAAAACCCAAAGCCAAGAGCGUGUCUUUCAAUGUAGCCAACAAAAAAAAGGAUUUCAAUGUCUCUGCUCUAAUUAAAACCAUGUCUGGGAUGAACAUGGUGGAGGAGAAGCCAAAGAGCAACGGGAUCGGGAAGCGCUCCUUUGUCCGGAACGGGAACAGAGUCCAGAGACUCUCCAGCUCCAAGAAGGAGUCCUUCAAGAGACUGGGCCUGCUCUUCUCCAGGAUGAACGGGCACGUGCCAGAGCCAAACUCAGAACCCAUGUACACCAUCUCUGACGGGAUUAUCCAGCCACACUACAUGUGGAAAGACAUUAAAUAUUCUCCCAUUGAGAAAGAGAAGGAAGAGAACUGUUCCCAAAGUGAAAUUAACCUCAGUGAGGUGGACUACAGCGGGAACACCAGACACACGGGACAGAGCAAGGAGUGCCCUGUGGUUUGUACCAGCUCCCUUCACUGUGCUUCCAGUAUUUGUUCCUCUAAUUCCAAACUUAUAGACUCGUCAGAGGAUGUGUUUGAUUCGUGGGGAGAGGCAUGUGACUUGUUCAUGAACCAGUGGAAGGAUGGGCAGGAGGAGCACGUGACGACUCGCCUAUAA
Messenger RNA from Merops nubicus (carmine bee-eater), 2970 nucleotides. It is a transcript of the gene TRPC5, whose product is annotated as transient receptor potential cation channel, subfamily C, member 5. Lineage: Eukaryota; Metazoa; Chordata; Aves; Coraciiformes; Meropidae. Gene Ontology annotation, molecular function: protein binding; inositol 1,4,5 trisphosphate binding; store-operated calcium channel activity. The record is from RefSeq and is a predicted model, not a curated record. The transcript is spliced from 10 exons. Gene Ontology annotation, cellular component: cation channel complex; membrane. Gene Ontology annotation, biological process: manganese ion transport; regulation of cytosolic calcium ion concentration; calcium ion transmembrane transport. Bases 1 to 2970 code for a protein of 989 amino acids.